This is a messenger RNA of Salvia splendens (bonfire salvia), 1475 nucleotides long. RefSeq names its product pectin acetylesterase 8. The coding region runs from base 16 to 1341 and encodes 441 amino acids. The record is from RefSeq and is a predicted model, not a curated record. NCBI's taxonomy places the organism in Eukaryota, Viridiplantae, Streptophyta, Magnoliopsida, Lamiales, Lamiaceae. Gene Ontology annotation, biological process: cell wall organization. The transcript is spliced from 13 exons. Gene Ontology annotation, molecular function: pectin acetylesterase activity. Gene Ontology annotation, cellular component: plant-type cell wall.
AUCUUAAAAAAUGUAAUGAAUUAUUAUGAUGACUGCUUCAAAGCUCUCUCUCUCAUCCUCUCAUAUCCCAACUAUAUAUUCUUCUUAAAUGCUAUACUGUAUUCAAUACAAACCUUUGAAAAAACCAACUCUAUUCACGCUCUUUUCUUCCAAAGCUUCUACCAAAUCCAACCGAUGGGUAAAAAAAUGAUGAUGGCUUGCUUCAUCAUACUCUUGUGUACACUUGAAGUCGUCUGCUUAGAGUACGUCAAAUACACUUUGCUACACUCGGCUGUUCCAAAAGGAGCAGUGUGUUUGGAUGGAUCUCCACCAGCAUAUGCCUACAGUGAGGGAUGUGGAGAUGGAUCUACAAACUGGCUCGUUUACUUGGAGGGCGGUGCAUGGUGUGAUUUAGAGGAAGAGACAAGCUGUCCAAGUAGGUCAAGAUCCUAUCUUGGAAGCACUGGUUAUGAUUUAGUUAAUAAAGAGAUACCAUUCAAUGCAAUACUUGAAUUAGAUUGUCAAUUGAAUCCCGAUUUCUACAAUUGGCAUAAAGUUUUUGUUCACUACUGUGAUGGCUCGUUGUUUAUGUCGGACGUCGACCAAGUUGAUCCUACCAACAACCUCACAUUCCGAGGUGGGAGGAUCUACAAUGCUGUAAUGGAGGAGCUGCUUGGCAAAGGAAUGAGAAAUGCCCACAAUGCUAUCUUGACGGGUUCUUCAGCAGGUGGAUUGAGCACAAUCCUACAUUGUGAUAGAUUCCGAGCCCUGUUUCCGAGUACCACAAGAGUCAAGUGUAUAUCGGAUAGUGGUUUUUUUAUACGAGGGGAAGGUGAAUUGGCAAAACAAUCAGAACGCCAUUUUGCUCAAGUGAUUGCUGCAAAUGAACUUAGAUCAUUACUGCCUAGAUCAUGCACAUCUAAGAGGGACCCAAAUUUGUGUCUCUUUGCUGAGUAUUUGGUUGAUGAUGUUGCCACUCCACUCUUUAUACUUGAAGCAGCUUUUGAUUCAUACCAGAUUAAAUCCAACUUCAUAUUCACUGUUCCUGGUCUGGAUCCAAUGCAAUGGGAGAAUUGUUCAAAAAGCCUGGAACAGUGCAAUGCUACACAAAUAGGAAUCAUCAAGGAGUUUGGACCUAUUUUCAAGAAGACACUAAUGAAGCUCGGUAACUCUUCGAGCAGAGGGGUAUUUUUGGAUUCGUGCUAUCUUCAUUUUCAUUUCUAUUCAACAUAUAAUUGGAUAUCCACACCAGUACUUCACAACAAAACCAUACAAAAAGCUAUUGGCGAUUGGUUCUAUGAUCGAAGUACAUUUCAAGAGAUAGAUAAUCCUUUAUAUCCACAAAAUUGUUAUCGUAAAUAGUUGGUUGGUCUUAUUAUUCAUGACAAUAUUAUGUGUAUGGUUUAAAGUAUUAUUUUUAGUGUGUGUUAAUUGUAACGAUUCAAAUUGUUUUGUCUUGACUACUAGCACAAUUAAAUGCAUAUUUAAUUUUUCAA